AUGGAAGCCAAAGAAGCUGAGCGAGCAGCGUUCCUGCUAGACGCCCAAAACAAAGCCAUCUCCCUCUUCAAAGAAAUCGAAACAAGCCUAGUUCGACCUGGUAUUAGCGAAAAGGCAUUGAGCGAUGAGAUUCACAAACUAGGCGCCGAGCGCUACAAUGUCCGCACGCAUUGGCAUAAACGGGUUGUUCGGAGUGGUCCAAACACAUUGAGACCCUACGCCGACAAUCCCCCCGAUCGAAUCAUCCAAGAAGACGAUAUCCUGAUCGUGGAUCUAGGACCCGUCUUCGAAGAAUGGGAAGCCGAUUUUGGCCGCACGUUCGUGUUGGGAGAGGAUUCGCACAAGAAAAGACUACGAGAUGCGCUGCAGCCGAUCUGGGAAAUUGUCAAAUCCAAAUUCCGCGAGAAUCCCGAUAUGACCGGCGAGGAGUUAUACGAUAUUUCGUGUGCGGUGGCGCGGGAGCAUGGGUUCGAGUUUGGUGCUGAGAUUGCUGGGCAUAUUGUUGGUGAUUUUCCGCACGAACGCAUUCCGAAAGAUAAGACGACGUUGUAUAUUACGAAAGGCAAUGACAAGACCAUGAAUUGUGUUGGGCCGGAUGGGUUUAAGCGGCAUUGGAUUCUGGAGAUUCAUCUUCACGAUACUGUCCGAGGCUUUGGGGGUUUCACCGAGCAAUUGUUGACGGUGGAGUGA
This is a messenger RNA of Penicillium daleae, 690 nucleotides long. Its product is annotated as M24 family metallopeptidase. The transcript has a single exon. Lineage: Eukaryota; Fungi; Ascomycota; Eurotiomycetes; Eurotiales; Aspergillaceae. The coding region runs from base 1 to 690 and encodes 229 amino acids. The record is from RefSeq and is a predicted model, not a curated record.